UCUAGUUUGACAAGCGGGUUGGUUUAUUUAGCACUUCCGCUAGGAUGGGAGGGCAUGGUUUGGCGCCUUUAGCGACAUUUAUUCCCCUCGUUGUUUUUAUAUUGGGGCAUUAAUCCAUCGGAUGUUUGACGUGCACAUGGACCGCACUUCUUUGCCGAUUCUAAACUCAUUUUCUGAGUGUUUUUUUUUUUUUUAGAUAAAUUAGCAUGUAUGCUAGCUUAAAAAAGUGCGAGCUAGCAACCGACCGUCUUCCAUCCAGGAAUUCCAUCCAUCCAUCCAAUUCCUACCGUUUGUCCCGUUAAGAGUCGCAGGGGGUGCUGGAGUUGAUCUCAGCUGCAUUCGGGUGGAAGGCUGCGUACACUCUGGACAAGUCGCUUGGUUAUUUUCAUCAAAACGUUUUAUCGUGUGCAGCAUGGCUGAAAGAAGCGAGAAAAAAACCCCGAGGAGGAGUUUGUCUUUGUCCAAAAACAAGAAUAAAAGUAGCGUAAACACGACUCCCAUCACGUCUUUCUUUAGCAACCCGCAUCCUCCUAAACUGCCCUGUCCGCUGUGUGGUCAAAUAGUUGCCAGAUUUGCUAUCAAUGAGCACAUCGAUUUGCAGUGCAAGAACUUUGAGAGAGGAGAUAGCAGUCCAACACCAGCAAGUAAUAUCGUGGUGUCACCCACAAGCAAAUCGACUGAGUUGGAGUUGAUUCCAGAUGAGGUAGAGUCCAAAACAAGCCCAUAUUUCAAAGCAAGAAGCUCUUCCAAUGUAUCCGGGGACAAGUGUGACAAGACUGUAGUUGGAAAUUUAGAUCUCGGACGUUUGUCAUCCAAGUUAUCGAGAAAAUGCACAAAGAGAAAUGAAAUAACGCACCCCGAUCAGACCCGAGAGGCUGUGGAUUGUGCAAGCGACUCGCAGAAAGAAAAUUCAGAAAGCACCAUUGACCUGACAACAAGUGUUCAGACAUGCAUGACGACGACAGAAGGUUUCGAGAAAGCAACAAAACUAUCUCCCAUCCAUCUGCAUCCCCCAUCUUCCACACUGCCUAAGAGAAAAUCCCCUGACAGUCAGAAGAUACCUAGUUUGAGAAAGAAACCCAAACAUGAAGCAUCCAGCUGGACUCGAACAUUGUUUGGUAAAAAUGCAGCACAGACAACCGAAGAGCCAUCUGCACCUGAUUGUGACCUCCUUUCCGACUCAGACCAAUCCUCAUCUCACGUUGUUAGUGAUUUACAGGCAAUCUACGGGGCUGAGAAAAACAAUAACAACCAGACGGUUGACACCUCGCCCACACAAAGACUGCCCUACUACCUACGCAACUUCCAAACUGUCCUACAGGCCGUGCUGCAGAACGAAGAUGACAGACACCUGUUCAACCAGGAGGACAUGACACUGGUACAAGCCUUUGAGAAGCUAUCAGUCAUGGGACAGAAGUUGUAUGUGAGAUUGUUUCAACGAAAAUUGAAGUGGCUUCAAGUGGAUAAACUGGAUUAUGAAGAAAUAUGCACUAACUUGGAGCCUGUUGCUCAUGAGCUGGUGCAAUGUGGUCUUCUACAGUCAGAGAAGGACCUUCACGGAGUAGCAGAAGCUCUGGAACUCUUGCCGGCCCCUGAGCUCAAAUCUCUGGCCAAGAUAUUUCAUCUGGGCAAUUCUGGCACUCAAAAACAACAGCUAGUGGAGGGUCUUCUCCGCCUGAGCAAGCAGAAGUCGCUGUUUUCUCUGAGCCAGGCUCAAAACAACAUUGGCGCCAUCAUCUUGAAAAGGGCGAAACAGCUUGCGGGUUCCUGCGUGCGCCUGUGUCGUGGUCCUCGGGCCGUUUUUUCUCGAAUCCUUCUACUCUUCUCUCUGACGGACACUAUGGAUGAGGAGGAGAUGGCAGCAGGUGGACAAAGCCAGCUUUAUACCAUCUUGCUUGUCAAUUCAGGGCGUCUGGCUUUCCCAGAGUACACGGUGCAGCGCACUGCAAAAGUGUUUCAAGACAGAGACGACCUGAUCAGAUAUGAAGCAUCCAUGCGGACCUUACAGGAGGUCAUCCUGGCUAUGCAGUCAGGUCAUUGGGAAGAGGCAUUGGACCUUUAUACUGCUGCCAAGAAUGACUGGCAGCACCUGAAGGAGAGUCUUGAUCUCAGUCACCAGGAGGAGCUACCAGUGUUUCUGCGCAGCUUCACAGCAGGAUGGGCCUACACUCGCAUAUUAUCAAGAGGAGUUGAGAUCUUACAGAGGCUACGCCGUUAUGAGGAGGCAGUCAGUGAGCUGCAGUCGUUACUGCUGCAAGAUGUUUACUGUCCUGACAGUCGAGGGCGCUGGUGGGACAGACUAGCACUGAACCUUCAGCAGCACCUCAAAAAACCCGAACAAGCUAUCUGUGCAAUGAGAGAUGGCUUGUCUGACCCACUCGUGCGAACUGGACAUAAGCUGUCCCUCCACCAGAGAGCUGUAAGGAUGAGAGAAUCACCAAGCUUUAAGAAGUACCGUCUACAGCUUAGAGAUCUCCCUACUCUGAAUGUCCAGGAUGUAAAACAUGUGACCAUUCGAGGUCAGCUGUUUCCCCAUGAAGGGGGCAUGGGCAAAUCUCGCUUUCUGGUACCAUCCAAUGAGGAUGAUUGCUCUGAUGCCACUGUAAUUUGCUCUGUGGAAGACUUGUCUUUAGCGCAUUACCGCCAGCAAGGUUUUGACCAAGGGAUCCACGGAGAGGGUUCGACAUUCUCAACACUGUUUUCCCUCCUGUUGUGGGAUAUAAUUUUUAUGGACGGUAUAGCCGAUGUUUUCAGAAAUCCUUACCAGACAUGUCCACUGGAUCUCUACACUGACUGCUUUUAUGAGAACCGAAAAGAGGCAGUCGAAUCACGUGUGCAGCUACUUAAGGAAGCGUCUGUUGAAACUUUGCAUGCUAUGCUGGAGGAUGUCUGGACCUCCCAGAAGGGUAAAGUGUGUGCAUGUGUCAACUGGGAGCGGUUCACCUCUCUAAGUCAAGCACAGUCUCUUGUGUCAUGUAUGGGCGGAGCCUUCUUAGCAGGAGUGAUAGCACGGAUGGCAAAAGACCUCAGACAUUGUCGUGGAGGUCUGCCUGACCUUGUCGUAUGGAACUCAUCCACUUACAAGCUGGUGGAGGUGAAAGGGCCCAGUGACCGUCUGUCCCAGAAGCAACAGAUCUGGCUGGAUGAGCUGCAAAAACUGGGCGCAGAUGUAGAGGUGUGUCAUGUGGUGGCCACCGGAGCCAGAGGAUCUCGUCUCAAAUGAAUAAAUACAAUUCUGUUUAUCUGGACUGAAUGUUAAGUAUGCCUGCUUCUCUCAGCUGUGGGUGAUACAUUGCAGAGUGAAAUUGGAGUCUAAUCUGUUACCCUGUGCCAUUAUUUAUCUGGGAAAUUACUGCCUCCAACAAAAAGGAGCAUAAUAACUCAGAAGAAGCCAGGAUCGCAAAUAGCUUUCAACAAUAGAUAUCAAGAGCUCACACAAAUACCUUUACUGAUGACAAACAACGGAUGUAAUAACAUUUUAGUAUAUUUAAUACUAAGCUCAAUAAAAUAUAUCAUCACUAUCAUGGAAUGUAUCGGCCCUUGAAUUGUGAAACACAUACAUUACACCGAACAGCCAAUUCAUCGUGGCACUUGCACAAAUUUAAUACAAUCAUUAUGAAAUCAUUUUUUUGUACUGAGAAUGCUGACCUUACAAAACGAAUAAAAAUGAGUUUUGAUUAACCCUGUCAGAGAGGUUUUCAUUUGUUAUUGUAGGAGUGGUGUAAACUGCAAAUAGGAAAUAUUUAUGAAUAUGGAGGAGUGGCUAGCAUGUACAUCGACCCCGAUGUUGGGAGAUUUGGGUUUCCAUCUCUGUUAGGUUUAUUGCGGCUUCCUCCCACAUGCCAAAAACAUGCAUGUUAGGCAAUGUGACUGUUGAUAAACAUUUAUGCAACGCCUUAUCCAGUACGUACAAUCUUCCCUUGUCACGUUGUGCUUCAAAUUACAAACAAUGAAAAAUUCCUAUUUUGUGAACCCGUUCUCAAACAAUUGCAAGUAAAAAAAAAAAAAACUAUUCUGAUUAUUCUGAUUCUGAUUGUGAUUCUGAAAUAUUCCGGCUUCACCAAAACGUUGACUUUUUCCUUUAAGAAAAAAAAAACAGAUUCCCUAACAAUUCUGGCCUAAAUUAAAGGGGAACUGCACUUUUUGUGGUGAAAUUUGCCUAUCAUUCACAAUCAUUAUGUAACACAGGAACACGUUUUUUUUUUUAAUGCAUUCUAAAUAGUAAAUAAAUGCGAUCAAAAUAUUGCUUACACGGGAGCCUGUGGGAGCCGUUCUAUUCUGCCUAUAAAGCCCUAAAAAAAAUUCCAAACACCUCCAUUAGGGUUGUAUAUACAUUAUGUAAGUAAUGUAGUAAAAGGCACUUAAUAUUUAUUUUUACGUAUUUUGAUCAUUUUAAGCAUACGCGGCACAUACAUUUCAAAAACGCAUCGCAACGUUCGCUUUUUUAUCCAACUACAUCACUGAUUAAAAAUCACUGCAGACUUAAUGAGAGCCUACAAACAUAAUAAAACAUUUCUUACUGUACAAAGCCUGCUGUCAUUGGGAUUGUCGACUAACAGAAUCUUGUUAUAUUCCCGUUCCGAUGAAUAUAUUUAUUUUUAAUUAUUCAUAAUCCUCGCGAAAAAAAACAGGGUGUGGAACCAAGCAUUCAUUUCAGGGUUUAAAUUGGCUGUCAAAGUGUAACAACAUGUCAGAUUUUUUUCUCAUCCCUCUAGUAUCCAGGUGAGAGGUAUGAUUUAUAAUCUACAAUAAACUUACCUGAGCUGGGUAGCUAGCGACAAUUCAUAGGGAAAAAGGCUGUAGGUCAUUCAAGUUCAAAGCCCCAUCUGAUUGGAAUAAUCUCUUUUGUUCUUAAAAAGUCCAAUACUUCUUAUUUUAUCUGUAAAUCUAAUACAUUUUCCAACCUGCAAACAAGUUGUUCUUUCUGAUUAGAAGUUGUUUAUGUUGCUCCUGAUAUUGUAUUGUAAUUGAUUACAAUGGUUUAUGUUAUGCAAGUGUUUGUGAGCAGGUGUGAUGGUAAAUUCUGUAAAAAUCG
Molecule: messenger RNA, 5035 nt
Organism: Nerophis ophidion (straightnose pipefish)
Lineage: Eukaryota; Metazoa; Chordata; Actinopteri; Syngnathiformes; Syngnathidae
Gene: fan1
Product: FANCD2 and FANCI associated nuclease 1
Exons: 13
Coding region: 413-3223 (936 amino acids)
Biological process (GO): interstrand cross-link repair
Cellular component (GO): nucleus
Molecular function (GO): flap-structured DNA binding; 5'-flap endonuclease activity; 5'-3' exonuclease activity
Source: RefSeq, a predicted model, not a curated record